Uncinocarpus reesii 1704 is the source of this 1926-nucleotide messenger RNA. RefSeq lists its product as uncharacterized. The transcript is spliced from 5 exons. The record is from RefSeq and is a predicted model, not a curated record. Gene Ontology annotation, molecular function: metal ion binding. Bases 1 to 1926 code for a protein of 641 amino acids. Lineage: Eukaryota; Fungi; Ascomycota; Eurotiomycetes; Onygenales; Onygenaceae.
AUGGAUCAAGCGAUGCUUGAGAAAACGAAGAACGACAAGAUUUUAGCACGAUUCGUCAAGAAGGGCGGCGAGAUCGUUAAGAAGCUGGCUAAAACGGUCCUCGACAACGCGGCUUUGGUGACAAAGAACAAGGCCGAAUUAGCCAAACCCGCUCCCAAAGAGAGCCUUCCGCAGGGGACCGUUAGAAAAGAGCAGCCUGAACCGUCUUAUCCUCAGGUCGUCAUCCGCAACUCUGCACCCCUAGUCGCGAAGAAACGGGCGCGGGAAGGCGAGGAUAGCAAUAGCCCUGCACCAAAACGAGUGGUCUCACCACCCAAUAUAAAACCACUUUCCAGGCUUCUACCGGCUACCACAAACACAACACAGCGCGGUGCUGCUGGGAAUGACGGGAAACCAGCAUCGCACAAUGUGAAUGCGCCCAAUAAACCAAAGGCCAACAUCGUUACCCCGAAACCCACUCCUAGCCUAUUCAGUAGUCUGAUGUCUGCCUCAAAAAAGCCUGGCACGUCAAACGCGGCCCGCGCGGCGGCGGCGGCGGCGGCUAAAGAGAAAGCAAAAACCGAACAAGAGACGGCGCGUCCUCCGCCUAGGCCAACAUUUUCGUUUGCUGAAACCUUGGCCGAUCUCAGCAAGCCCAAAAAGCCAGAGGUGGCAAAGCCUGUGGAGGAGCUACCACCGGAAUCGGAGGAAGAGAAGGCUAAGAGGCUCAGAAAGGAGGAAAGGCGCAGGCUUCGAGUCUCGUGGAAGCCCGACGAGACGCUCGUCGAAGUUCGUCUAUUCACCCAUGAUCCAGAAGAAGAAAUCGGCAGGGAUGAUAGUGCUAGGCGCGAUUUGAGUGACCUUGCAGGUGAAGGUCGAACGCUCAAAAUGCAUCGUGGCCUUGAUGAUCUAGAUGAGGACGACGACGAUGAUAUGUUACCUUACCAUGCCCCUUCAGAAGUUGAUUUUACCGUCCUUGAGGCCAGUGACCGCUCAAGGAACUUUUUUAAAACCGGCGGUGAAAUUGCACCAAAGAGUCCUGCCAAGGAAGAACAAGAUCAAAGGGAAUCCAACACUUUGAGCGUCUUCUACGCGUCUCCCGAUGAUGUUCCCAUAUCUCCCAAGGAACCAUCCGUUCUUGACAAAGAAGAAGAAUCAUAUGAGCCUGAAGAUGACUUUGGACAACCCAAUGACCAGGUCCAGGCCCGCUCUGCAAAGUAUUUUGCCGCAAUGGCUGCUAUAGCAGCAAAAGCCGCUGGUACUAAAGUUGGGAAGCCGCCGACUCCACCAGCCGCUACAGUAUCCUCAGCAACCAGCUCACAUACUCCCGCCCAAAUGGACAUCACCAGCUUACUUAAAGUUCUGCAACAAAACCCGUUGUCGCAAAGCCAAACGCCUCAACAGCUCCCUCAACCCCAGUCCAAUACUUCCGACCUCGAAAGGAUUUUCAAUCAAUUUCGCGAACCUAAUCAAACGCCUCUACAGCAGGCCAGCCAAGUACCCCAAAUGAACACUGCCCCCACCGCUCCAGGCCUCGACUGGCAAAAGUUGCUUAACGUGGUGACCUUACAAAAGCAAAUGCAACAAGCUCCGAGCUUUCCCCAAAUUCAAGCCACCCAAGGCCCUGAUCUUGCUGCCGUUUUGGCCCAAUUGAAUCCUGGAGGGCAACAAGGACAACAGCAACAAAUGGCUCAGCCGCUCGAAUUUAGUCAGCAAUCUGUAGCAACACCAUAUGAGAAUCCAGAGCGCAAGCGGUACCGUGAAGGUGCAGAAAGCCAUGAGGGAGACGACAUUAGCUACGGGUAUAACAAACGCUUCAAAGCUAAUGGCGAAUCUGGCAAGUCUAAAAAACAUCAUAAAUCAGGGCUAGUUCCUUGUCGAUAUUGGAAAGAAGGCAAAUGCCUUAAAGGCGCAGACUGCACUUUUCGACACGAUCUCACCGACUGA